Messenger RNA from Choloepus didactylus (southern two-toed sloth), 9505 nucleotides. RefSeq names its product phosphatase and actin regulator 2 (gene PHACTR2). NCBI's taxonomy places the organism in Eukaryota, Metazoa, Chordata, Mammalia, Pilosa, Megalonychidae. The transcript has 13 exons. Gene Ontology annotation, biological process: actin cytoskeleton organization. Gene Ontology annotation, molecular function: actin binding. The record is from RefSeq and is a predicted model, not a curated record. The coding region runs from base 1243 to 3291 and encodes 682 amino acids.
CUCUCCCCAGCCAGCAGCGCCACGGCCCUGCCCUGGGUUCUGUGCCCUCCUAGGGACAGCGCAGAACCACAGGGGAAACAGGAAAAUGGUGAUAGAAACAAAAAUAUGUAGUGAUUCUCUCAAUACUGGGUUUGCACAGUAAAUUACAAAGGUGCAAGGAAAACAGCCCCGAAACCAUACUUUAAGGAAAUCAAGGGUUUUUUGUUGUUGUUUGAUUCCUUUAAGUCCUUGAUUUUCAAAUAUCAAAUGUUUUUGUCCAGGGCUCUUUUCAUGGAUUUACCUUUCUUUGAUGCAAUAAAAUCACCGCAGUAGACUUUUAAGCGGAAGCUUUUAGCAUCGCGCAGUGUCUCCCAAGUAUGACCACACUGGAUUCCCCUGUGAUGGUUUUUAUUAUUGUCGGGCCGCGAAGGUGAACCCUCGGUGCCUCCAAGGCUGACGGGCAGUGAAGGGAUGCCGAGGCCAUGCGGCCGCCUGCUUGUCACGGGGUGGCCUUUGGUUUUCGCAAAGGAUCCAAAUUGGGAGCUCCGUAACGGUGGCUCUUUUCCAGAAGAAUCUCAUUCCCAAAAGGGGUGAGGUGGAAAACCACACCCCAUCUGUCUCAUCUUCUCAGUGACUGAAAUAUGUGUGGAGAAAAAUGAGUCUUUAAAAUAUCACCCAACUCCUGAAUGGUAUAGAAAUACUGCAAGCUCUCAUCUUAAGCGGAUUCACUUUUAUUUUUUAGACUCUGUCAUUCAUUCUCAGAUCUCAGCAUGAAUAAAGAGAAGGUCUUCCAGAUGUAUGAUUCAUUCCAUGGGAUAGCCAUCUAGCCUUGUUCAUUUUUGAUUUGUGUGGUCACUUUUGCCCUGAGACUGUACAAUUGACAGAUUUCUGUUCACAUGAAAAAUGGACCCGCGUGUCUUUGGAUUCUUCCCCAGGGCGGUGGGGGAAAGCCUGAGCGGCGUGGGCUUGUUUCAGUGGGAAAACAUGACUGAGCCACUUAAAAUUUUUACAUUCAAACAGCCAGUGACUGCUUGUAUUUCGAAAUAUGCUGUACUUCAAAAUGUUGAUCUCAAGUGUGAAAAGGAAAGUUCUGAUGAACAACAAGUUAGUCUUGAAAGCCUAAGAGUGGAUCAGAAGAACAUUUAACACACUCAGGAGGUUUAGCCUCUCCCUGGGACGUGCCCGGAAUGCAGAAUGUGAAUGCAAAACCCACGUGGCUUUUCCCAAAGGAAUUUUUAGAAAGUAAGUUUCAAUCUGAUUUUAAUGGCAAAAUGGCCACAAAGAAACAUGAUAAAAAUGCCCUUGGCCCCAGCAGUCCCCGGGGGUCUGGAGGAGAGUGGAAAGCUCCUGUUCCGUCCGUGCCCCCGAGAGCCGUGCGACAGGCGCCGUCAGGUUCCUGCUUUAGAGAAGUGCAGGGACAGCUGCAGGGGCAGCCACCUGCCUUCACCCACCUGUUGCAGAAUCACAGUUGACGGUCUGGACAAAGCGUCCAUCGCGAACGCCGAUGGCCCGGCAGCCGGUGCCCAGACGCCACCCUUCAAGCGGAAGGGGAGGCUCUCCACCAUCGGGAAGAUCUUCAAGCCCUGGAAAUGGAGGAGAAAGAAGACCAGCGACAAGUUCAGAGAAACCUCAGCAGUGUUAGAAAGGAAGAUAUCCACAAGACAAAGUAGAGAGGAGCUGAUAAGAAGGGGAGUUCUUAAGGAAUUGCCUGAUGAAGAUGGAGACGUAACAGUUAACUUUGAAAGUUCAAAUGGGCACCUGGUACCCAUCGGAGAGGAGACCUCCCGGGAGGAAAAUGUAGUGAGGCCUGAAGAGGGUGACGGCCCCGCAUCCAGAAAGGCAACGCUGCUCCACGACCAGGCAGAAGACGGGAAAGAGAACACUGAACACCGCUCUGAAACAGCGGCAGCUCCUGCACCACCUCCUGCAGCUCUUCCUAAGCCUAAGCCCAAACCUAAACCCAAAAAAACACCUGUGCCUCCAAAAGGGGCUGCUACUGCGGCCAGUCACAGGGCCGGCGAAGUGCCUCCCGGUAAAAACACAGCCAAGGCUCCUGGUAAGCAGGCCCCCGCCCCUCCGCCCAAGCCAGCGAGCCGGAAUGCCACCCGCGAGGCGGCCGCUGGCUCCUCGCAUUCCAAAAGAACCACAGGCUCCAAAGUAUCGGCUUCACCAUCCACCCCGUCCACCUCGAGUCGCCCCAGAGCUUCCAAGGAGACAGUUUCCAGCAAAACAGGGACAGUGGGGACCACAAAAGGCAAGAAAAAACCUGGCAAGCCGUCGGCCUCCCGACCGUCCGCAGAUGCCACCUCUUCCAGCUCGACUGACCUUCCAGGGGACCUCUUGGAAAUCGGAGGGGAGGGUCUGCAACCCGAGCUGAUUGUCCCUGAGGGGCAGACCCCUGGCAAAGCCAAGCCAGGGGACCCUGCGCCCCCUGAGGCUCCUCUGCCCCCCGCCCCGGCCCAGCCCCCCGAGGAUGGGUGCUUGGCUGCCCCAGCACCCCCAGCCGUGCUGCUCAGCGAGGGGACAGACCCUCCCACCCCUGCCCUGGACACAGGCCCACCUCACUGGACCGAAGGCCCCACGAGCAGAGCCACUGUCCACCCCGAUGCCAGCUCACCUGGAGGCGGAGAAAGCGCAGGAUGCUUCACGACCAGCGCAGAGCUGGGGAAGGCGACGCCUCGGCUGCUGGUGCCCGGGCUGGAGGACGGGGGGCCACGGGAGAGCCUGGCCAGCGACUCCGAUUCGGACGGGCCGGUUCUGUACACUGAUGACGACGACGACGAGGAUGAGGACGGCAGCGGAGAGAGUGCUUUGGCGAGUAAAAUACGACGGAGGGACACUCUGGCCAUCAAGCUUGGCCACAGACCGUCUAAGAAAGAACUAGAGGAUAAGAACAUCCUCCAGCGCACAUCCGAAGAGGAGAGGCAAGAAAUCCGACAGCAGAUUGGAGCCAAGCUGGUCAGGAGACUCAGCCAGAGGCCCACGACGGAAGAGUUAGAGCAGAGGAACAUUCUGAAACAGAAGAAUGAAGAGGAAGAGCAAGAGGCGAAGAUGGAGCUCAAGCGCAGACUCAGCAGGAAGCUCAGCCUGAGGCCCACGGUGGCGGAGCUGCAAGCCCGGCGGAUCCUGCGGUUUAACGAGUACGUGGAGGUCACGGACUCCCCCGAGUACGACCGUCGGGCGGACAAGCCCUGGGUGCGGCUCACCCCGGCGGACAAGGCCGCAAUCAGGAAAGAACUCAAUGAAUUUAAAAGCACAGAAAUGGAAGUUCAUGAAGAGAGUCGGCAGUUUACAAGGUUCCAUCGUCCCUAGUGACACGCGAGACCUCUUGGCAGCGUCGACUGAUCCUCGCCGGGGGAAGCACCACUUCCUGAAUGCCGGAUACUGCACUGGCUGUGAAAGUGUGCGUUUCCGUUUACCUUGGGGGAAAGGAGGGGUGAGGCUUGGCUUUGUUGGAAAACGCUUUUGCCUGGUGCCCAGUGGGGCCACGGGCCAAGGGACGGGCGCACCCACCCCUGCUGGCCAGCCGUGUGCCCCUGCCAAGGGACCCUGUGGCUACAAGAGCCAUUCAUCAUCGGGGUGUCCACCCAGGAAGAUGAGCAGAAAGAAGACAAUCGCCGGCUCCCAGCUACUGGAACGCCAAAUGUUGUAGAGCGAGUCAAAGGAAAGUGGGGGGUGGAAUUAUGGCUGGGCAGGCAGUGGCGGGGGAGGGAGUCGGAAAUCAGAAUCAAAGUAUUUCAUUAUGUUAAUGAAGACGAGAAAUUGAAGCAUAAACGUAUUUUUGAAGUAGGCAUCGGGUAGCUGAGAACUUACUAAGAUUUUGGGAUCUGAUCACCCAACCUGGAUUUCUUAGAGACCUGGUCCAGAAGACUGUUUUCACUUCACUGUUGUUUUGGUCCAAUAUAAUCCCAUUAAUUUAUGUUGUGCCAGUGAACCCAGUUGCCAGAAAUAAGUCUUGGGUGUUUUCAUGCAUCUUUCUCUUCCAGGUGGGAGCCUUCUAUUGAGUCCUCACAGGCAUGCUCCCCCGUUUUGUUGCAUGCUUUAUGUAGCACAGCUGUACACACCUGGCAUUUUUUUGUACCCCUCACCUAGUGUACAGCCUUCUCCAGUCAAAGCAGGACUCGGGAUAAAGCCAGAUGUAACGUGGCCCUAUAAAACUGUAGCAAGCUUUAGAAAUAAACCUUUUGGUCUUUUACUUGGUUAUUGCCAAAGUAGUGACCAACACACUUGAGCCAAGGGAGCGGCUAUCAGCAAUCACGGCACCGUUUAAAACUCCAAAUCCAAAGGUAAAACUUAAGCCAGUUUCAAUGUGCUGAGUCCUGAGUGGGAAUGAUAAGGACGACUUCUUUUUCUCAGUGCUGCAUUAAGUUGAAUUGCUGCUAUUUUAAAAUAAAGAAGCACAUAGAUUUUUAAAAAUACCCAAAGACUUAGAAGAAUACAGAAAAUUUCUGCUACGUUGUUUGUGUGGAAAACUUCAUCUUGUACUUAGAAUCUGCAGAUUGCAUCCUGGGCGGGUUCCUUAUGAGCCGGUGGUCAGUGCUGUCUACACUGCACGCACCCCUGUCCUCCUAGCUCUUUUCUAUGGGGUCCCAGGCACAGGAUAACUUCUCUCCCAAAUACAUAUGCUCACCCAUAAAGUAAGUCCAACCUUUAUUCCUUUCAGUGUUAGGACUCCUACCUUGCACUUAGUUUUUUGUUCACACUUAUUUUGUGCCCCUUCUAUUAAAACACGUGAAGUGUACAAGAAGAAGACAAGAUCUGAAGAGAGUUUAUUUUAUUCUCAGAGAUAGGAUUAGAAUUUUCUAGAAUGUUUCUGGUUCAUAACCUGGAAGAUUUAGUUUUAGGUUGUAGUCCCAAAAUAAGUGUUCAUUCUAGCAGAUAAAAUUAUGUCCUGUCAUUUAUUGAUAUUUUGAAGAACUACUUAAAAUUGGAUGAUUUGGGUUAAAAAAAAAAAAUUAGCUGAACCAGCUGGCUUGUUGGAAAAGGUCGGGACCAUUUUAACUGAGAAAAAUAACCUCCACUAAGGGUAUUAGCAGAAACCCAGGGUCUUCGCUGUGUUAUUUCAUUACUAUCAUAAGACACAUUUUUGCUUUGAGAAAAGUUUUGUCCAUUUUAUAAUGUUUAUAUCCUGUCACAGAAAUUAACAUUGAUUUAAUUUUUGGCCAAAGUCAUCCUUUUCCUUAUGUAUUAUUUUAUUAUCAUGUUCAUGUCUUGUGAAAAAUACUAAGGAAUAUGUUUCUUUUUAUUUUUUAUACUUAAAAUCUCAAACAGUUUUGAUUUCUAUUCACAAAGCCUCUCUAUAAAUGGUAAAUCUAAGAUAUUAUCACCAUUUUUUUCACUCCAGAUACUUGUUAUAGGAAGUCUCUAUUUGGUUGAUAAGAGGGACAGUUUUCCCCAAUAUAUAGUCAGUGGCUUAUUUCCAACGGCAAGGGGUACCCAGGACAAAAGCGAAAGUCCAGCAUAUCAGUAUGUUGUUUUCCUUGCAAGACUUGUCAGCGUUAGUGGCUGCCCACAAUUUCUUUUUAAUACUAAUUGACAAGCAUAGAGAGAAGUUUAAAAGUCUAAAAUAUUAGCCACUGAUAGCCUAAUAUUUGAGUAACUGGAACCACCAAUUAUUUCAUUAGAGUGAGUCUUUACAUAAAAAGCUCUGGAAAGAAUUAAAGGAUGAUGAGCUGAGCUGUAUUUUGCAAAACAGAGCUCUAUUUUAGUCAUUAAUUUUAAAGUCAGAAUCUGUGCUCCCCAUCUGCCUUUGUGAAGCUGACCCUGCGCCCCAGUUCUGGAACGACACGAACCGCGUGUGAACUGGGUCCCUCUGUCGCUGUCUGGACACAGCUCCGGGUUUUUCCUCUACGUCGGGCUGAUGGGGCAGAAGCAGAUGGGCUUUCCCGAGCCCCCAAGAUGCGAUUAGGGAAGCAAACAAGCUCUGCUCCAGACAGGUCCCAGACAGGAAAGAAUGCAAUAGACUACAAAAAAGCAAAGCAACCCUUGACUUUUAAUAACAUGGAGGGAGAGAGCAUCACUGCCAGGGCAGGAGGGGGGUGCUGCACCGGCUCGAGCCGACAAAAUGAGUUCUCUGGCAGUCAGCAUGAAUUUAAGGAGGAUGUGAAAUUUCUUGCAUUUUGGUAUGUUUGACAUUGUUUAUGUUGAUUCCUUAAAGUAUUUAAAUGAAAACUGUAAUACUCAGAGAGCCAUUUUGGGUAUUUUAAUUUAAUUGGGUAUUUUAAAUGAAGGAAAGCAAACACAUUUACCCAGAGAAACUGACUCUCAGGCAGCCUUUCCGUGUCCUUUAUCAGCACCAUGAUUGUAGAUCACUUACCUUUCUUGUAAUGUCAGGAAAUGUGUUCCAUUCAUGGGAACUUUGGAAACCUAAUUGAGAGUACAUUUUAGGAAGUAGAGUGAUUGAAUAUACCUCUCAAAAGUCAACAGAUCUUUAAAAUGAGAGCUAAGUCCCUAAAAAUCCGGAAGUCUGGUUUCAUACCCUGCAAUGAAUUCAGCAUUGCAUUGGCACUUGAAAGAAAUGUAUCGCUUAUACUUCAAUGAGAAGACUCUGACUUCACACUGCACCUCCUAAUAUGGUGCAUGUGGCACAGAACAGGCAUUUUGUUUAUAUCUAAUGGAGUCAGACAGACACAGUUGUCAGAAAUGAGCCCUAACAUACUGUAGUCGCCACAGAAAACAGCAGCCUCGCCUGCCACGUAGAACGUCCACACUUAAAUAAUGGAAGCUUUCUUUUCUUCCUUUCUUGCUCAGAAAUUUGUUCAGUCUAUUAAUUAUUUUUUAAGUGGUCCCAGCAGUAAACUUUUACAGUGUAAGAAAUCUUCCUCAGAGUACGUGAUCUGGAAUCAAACUGUUACAAGAUACGUAACUUUAUGCCCUUCUCAGCAGUGUGGUAGAUGAAGAAUUCCUAAAUUCCAGCUGAAUUGUUAGGCCUGACCUACUGCUCAGAGUUUGUACUUUGAGACCAGAACUGAUUUCUUCAUGUCAUGAGAGUAUGCUGAAAGCACCGAAGAACCUUUUGGAAAACAUUUAUUUGCGGAGCCGUUUCUUGGCCUCCUGAAUUGGCCAAUCUCCCACCAUGGAUCUACUUGCUCCCUAUUUACUGCAGGGGCAGAUCACAUUUUUUUACGUGACAAGGCAGAAGGAGCUUCCGGAACCCAGAUGUGUCUCAGAGGGCAAAGGUGUCCUCAAUGAAUAGGCUCGCCUUUCCGUCUGGGGCCCCAGACAGUCCCAACCCGGGUUUAGAAAGGAGCCUCAGGCCUGGGCACAGGGGCACCAAAGGAGCGUACCCCAAACAUUCUCCUUCUCACGUCACCUUUACUUCUUGCAGUCACUAAGCUUCAGCUCUGUGUGCAGAUACAGACCACCAGUGGGAUUUCUAGCCAGCCAGCCCACUCGCUGCUUCGUUUCAAAACACCAUCAUCCCCAGUUAAGAAAUCCCAUUGUACAGGUGGCAAGACUUCUGGCAAAGUGUCGGAGGAUCCUGUGGCAGCUGUCCCCACCUCAGCCAAACCUUUGGAAAGGGGGGGUCCGUUUCAGCUAAUGCUGGGCCAGCGCAGCUGAGCAUGAGAGCAGAGCCCCAUGGGGCUGCUUUUCCCGCCGGGCGUUCGUAGCUGAGCGGAGCCCGGAGCUGGCCCGAGCCUGGCAAAAUCGUUCGUGCUCCAGGCCCCUGCAGGCUACACGCUGUGGCAUCCCCAGCCACCGCCGAAGCCAAAGCAGCAGCCUCCCCCAUGUCCUGGUGCCUUCCUGGGGGGAGCAGGAUCCCUCACCCCCAUUGCCCUCUUGCUAUUUGCGGACACCCAGGCAGAAGGGCCUGUCCCGGAACAUCUUUGCUGCCUUGCAUUUCUUUGGGCCCUGAGUGGUCUCCCCACCUUCAUUUUUCAACCUUCUGCUUCAAGGCAGCUUUAUGUUGCCAGUUCUCCAGGGAGGGGCCUGGGCAGCUCUGGUGCCCCCUCCCCAUGGCUGUAGUGACACAGCCCAGUCCCCAAACACACUCAGAAGAGGGUCUGCAGGAAGCAGACAUUUACUUUGAUUUUGGCCUCACAAUCUCAUGUCAGCACCACACCGUUAGUCCCAGUUCUUGGCAGCACAUGCUGAUUUUUGCACAACUUCACCACAAACACGACCGCUAACAAACACCUAAAACCGGGGGUCUGUGGAAAUCACUGGGCUCCAUGACAGUCACCCGGGUGCCCUCCCAGAGACGCCUUUGAGCCACGUGCAAAGGCUGCAGCUCCCCACUGUGUGGCUACUGCGUCAAGAAGGACAGGUGGGUUACCUGUGCUUACCUGCCCGCUCACACCCUCCAUGGCGGCCGCACAGCUGGAGGGCGCUACAUUCAUCUGUACCAACCAUACACACGCGUACUUACCCCUUUCUUGCUUUUCGUUGCCAAAGCUGAAUGGUAAAUAUGUCUUGAAAGUAUUUGGACGAAUUGUGGCUAAUAGAAUUAAUUUAGCCACCAUAAUUUUUUUAAAUAUUAAAAUCUCUAAAUAUUUUUCCGAGGCAGAGCAACUCAGAGUCCAGAAAGUUGGUUGUAUUGUGAAAUUUUUGAUGGUGCUUACGAAUUUGUAUCUUUUUAAAUGGCAGGUGGUUUUUUUUUGUUGUUUUUUUUUUUUUUUUUAAGAAUAUAUCGACGGGAGUAAAAGAGGCAAAGUGCCGUCCCACCUCAGGUCAAUUUUGUAGAAUGUUAAAUUGCCGAUGUCUUGUGCCACUUGCCAGUUUGGGGGCUUUUCCUUAUCAGAUGCCUUUGUUAUAUUUGUGCUGUUACAUCACUUAGCACAUCUCUACCUUGAGAAGUCACCACUGCAAUGCCAACUAGCAUUUGGGAAACAUCAGAGUGGAUCCAGGGUCAAACCACUUUCUUCACCUAAAAUACAGGCACUAGCUUUUAUUUUUAUUUCUUCAAUAUCUCUUCUGUGGCUUAGAAAUGUGCCAACGUGUUCCAAACAUUCUGUACCGAUUUCAUCAGAUUUACUACAAAGCAGUCCUUUGUUUCCUACAUAACAUUAAUUUUUAAGCAAAGCACUCUAUGCAUUCUUUUGUUAUUUCAAGCUUUGGUUCAGGUGACAAGAAUGGCAAGCUGUGACCAUCAUCAGACUAAUUGAUUCCUGAUUUCCGGCGGGGGAUUUAAUCCUCUGUGUUCACAGCGUGGAGUCUGGGAGUGUAACUAACUGGAGCCACUCGCUGAUUAACAUGACAGUUUCCCUUUUUUUUGUGGUUGCUCUCAAUCUGUACUGUAUUAAGACAUGUGGGUUUGAAUAUUUACAAGUAUACGCACAUGUAUAUGUAUUCCACUAUUGUAACCGGAAAGAAAGACUAUGUAUUAUCUUUUUUAUUCAGUGCUGGUGUUUGUGUUAUUUAAAAAAGCAAACUGUUGCUCUAUCUAGUUGUGUAAUCUCAUGGGAUACUCUGCUGUGCACAAUUCCAAGUGCCUUAGAACAUGGUUUAGCUUUCCUAAGUAUAUGUAAAUGCAUAUAUGUAUAAAGUUGGGAAAAGUUACCUCAAUAAAAUCAUUGGGAAAUGCUCA